Molecule: messenger RNA, 660 nt
Organism: Capsicum annuum
Lineage: Eukaryota; Viridiplantae; Streptophyta; Magnoliopsida; Solanales; Solanaceae
Exons: 3
Coding region: 64-660 (198 amino acids)
Source: RefSeq, a predicted model, not a curated record
AGCUAAUAAACCUCCCUAGUAAGAGUACAGGAUAUCAACCGCAGUCACUGAGCUCCAGUAAGUAUGCCAGAGACAAGGAAGAGUAAAGGUAAAGGAAAGGAAGUAGAAGUGGUAGUUGGUAUACCCAAUCGGGCGAGACAACAAAGUGAGGCUCUAGAUGAGUCUCUAUCACAGACAUCUCCAACCCCUCCAUCCGUUGAUGUACCAGGAAGGAGUGAAAAUCCCCCAGAACCACCUGUUGAUGCUUCUGUGCAGGAUUUGAGAAAUGCAGUUCAACUGUUGACUCGUAUAGUUGUUGGCCAAGGUCAAAGACAAGAAGGCCCAGUUGCAGGUGCAGUUGGUGCAGGUAGGGCAGCCAGUACGAGAAUACGUGAUUUCCUUAACUUAGACCCUCCAUCAUUCAUUGGAUCAGAUCCAAAUGAAGAUCCACAGGAUUUUAUUGAUCAGAUCCAACGCACCUUAGAUGUUAUGCAUGUGAGUGGUUCAGAAGCUGCUGAGUUGGCAAUAUAUAGAUUGAAGGGUGUGGCUAUAUUGUGGUACGAAGCCUGGAAGCAGUCCCAAGGCAUAGAUACACCUCCAACUACUUGGGAGGAGUUCAAAAUGGCCUUUCUUGAUCAUUACUUUCCAUUAGAGAUCCGAGAGGCCCGUGCAGAUCAAUAG